This is a messenger RNA of Sturnus vulgaris (Common starling), 930 nucleotides long. RefSeq names its product ras-like protein family member 11A-like. NCBI's taxonomy places the organism in Eukaryota, Metazoa, Chordata, Aves, Passeriformes, Sturnidae. The record is from RefSeq and is a predicted model, not a curated record. Gene Ontology annotation, molecular function: GTP binding; GTPase activity.
CAUUCCUCGGGAAAGCUUCAGUGGGAUGAGAGGGUUUCUCGCUGCGAGGAGAUCCAGCCGAGGACAGGCGCCGGGGAGCCGCGCUGCUGCUUUUCUCCCGCACAUCGGCUUGAGGAGCCAUCCCUUCUGGAAUGCUUCUCAUCCCUGAGGAGACGAUGUCUCAGUACUCCACCAACUUCCUGCUGCUGCCCAUCCCCGAGUACCCCGUGCUGGACUGUGCGCCCAACAAAAUCAUCAAGCUGGUGGUGCUGGGAGGCAGCAGCGUGGGCAAGACAGCCCUGGUCGUGCGCUUCCUCACAAAGAGAUUUAUUGGGGACUACGAAGCCAACACUGGUGCUUUGUAUUCCAGGAAGUUCACCAUAGAUGGGGAGCAGAUGUCUCUGCAGGUGCAGGAUACUCCCUUUGUCUCAUUGGAGGAUGACACAGACAGCAUCUGCUGCCAGGAGCAGAUAAACCGCUCGAUCUAUUGGGCCGACGGCUUCGUGUUCGUUUAUUCCAUCACGGACUACGAGAGCUUCCGCCUGCUGCGACCCCUGCACCAGCACAUCCGCAGGAUCCACCCCAACGCCAACAUCCCCCUGCUGCUCAUGGCCAACAAAGGGGACCUGCUGAGGGCCAGGCAGGUGUCCUCCAAGGAAGGGCUGCAGCUGGCCACCGAGCUGGGCGGCACGUACAGCGAGGUGUCGGCGCGGGAGAACUGCGACGGCGUGCACGAGGCUUUCCAGCAGCUGUGCCAGGAGCUGAGCAGGAGCAGCAGCAGCUGCAACGGGGAGAAGAGGAGAGGACUCCACCUCGUGAGGCCCAAGUCGCCCAACAUGCAGGACUUGAAGAGGCGUUUGAAGCAGGCUCUGACUUCCAAAGGCAAAUCGGCCACCGCGCUUUGAUGAGGCCGCCCGGGAGUUGUGUUCCAGAGCCCUGGGUGGAAAAAAG